Molecule: messenger RNA, 921 nt
Organism: Paramecium tetraurelia
Lineage: Eukaryota; Ciliophora; Oligohymenophorea; Peniculida; Parameciidae
Exons: 2
Cellular component (GO): cytoplasm
Molecular function (GO): oxidoreductase activity
Source: RefSeq, a predicted model, not a curated record
AUGGGGAGAAUCAACAUGAGUGAAAUGGAAAAGAUAUAAAAGAAUACAAAUAUAUUGGAGGGUUAAUUAACUUGUAAGGAACUUUUAGGAUUCUAUGAUUCUGAACCAAGCAAAUCUUCUAUGAUGAAAACCUUAGAUAAAUUUAAUAUUAAACAUUCUGAAAAAUCAAAGUUUUAAUCGGGCUAUGGCAAAGUGAUAGCAGAGAAAUUAUAGCAUUGCAUUAAAUUUGAUGUUGGAAGCAAUAUAGAUACCAGAUAGUUAUCUGAAAGGAUAAUUGAUUAUUGUAUUGAUAAUUAUUCUGGCCAUUUUUAUAUAUCUACAAAUACAAAUGUAAAAGGAUUUGCACUGGAUCCAAAAGGGUAAAUAAUUGGAGCAAUGACCAGCUAAGGAAUUAUUUUAGCUGAUUAUUUUGUUAUAGCAGGUGCUCAUAAGACUAAAUACUUAACAGAUAAAUUGGGAAUUAGAGUUCCAAUAAUGCCUAUUAAAGGAUGGGCAUUAGGAAUUAGAGUGCCUAAUGAUACAUUUUUUAAAGAAUACACCUUCUUUACUCCUUAAUAUUUUUCAACUUAUGUAAACAAUGAAAUCAGAUUGUCAUGUGGAGCUGAAAUUGGAUCAGAUUUUAGUAAGGAGAUACCUAGUGAAGAAUGGGGAGCUAAAAUGGGAUUGAAGCAUUUUAAUUAACAUUUUGGAUUCAAUAUCAAUAUGGAUGAUUGUUAUGUUAGACAUUGCUAUAGACCAAUAACUCCUGAUGAUAUUCCCAUCAUCAGCUAGGUGCCUGUCUUUAACAAUGUGUUUAUUUCAGCAGGACAUGGCUCAAAAGGAAUGACUUACUGUUUUGGAUCUGCUGAAAUUUUGUUUCAGAUUUUGAGUGGAAUUAAAGAAUAUCCAGAAUAUAAUAUCAAUAGAUUUUACUUAGUUUGA